CUGCGUUUUCUAGCGAUCGAUCUACCUUUCCCACAGACUCACUUCCAAAGACUGCUAAGGGAUUAAUCGAUGGCAUCCGAAUCCACUCAGAAGCCUCGGCAACACCGCAUCUCUGUCGCCUGCAUCGACUGCCACAACAGACGACAAAAGUGUAGCGGAGAAAAGCCCAUUUGCCGCCAAUGUCGCACCUCAGGGAGAAAUUGCACAUGGACGGACCAAAAGAGAAGGGGUCCAGUGAAAGAGGAGAAGAAGAUGAUUCAGAGACGACUAGAGGAGACAGAAGACCUUCUUGUGGGCCUUCUCCGUGUAAUCCCCGAUGAACUACUUGCCGACGGAAUGGAGUUACGCCCAUCCGCGCAAAGACAAAGAGAAGCAGCAUCUUCAUCAAAAGAUAAUGAUCUUUUGACUGCUCAACUAGCAUCGUUCGGGCCAAGGAAAUCAGUCUGGGACGACGCCCCUCUAAGCACUGUUGCUGAAGUUCGUAGGUGGCAGGUAGACUACGAUACUGCGGGCGUGACGUCCUCCACACCUCGCAAAGUUCGACAGGAUUCUCCAGUUCCAGAUGAGAUGGAUCUAGGCACCCCGUUUGAGCAAGGAUCAUGGGAAGUUGGAAACCCUCAAAUGCUCCAAUCCAUGCCGGAUACGUUCGACUAUCAGCCUCAAAAUCGUGACGCGAUACGACCGACUCACGACGAUAAAACGGCUACAAUGGCCGAUCCACAUAACAACACGACGACUGCAACGGCUGAUCCUUCUAAUACAUCGAUUGGAGGCCCUGCGGAAGCUAUCCCUAACAGUGCAGAUGUUCUUACCAGAAAAGAAGUGUUACCAGUUCUGCCAUCUCACAAAUCUAGUCCUUUGAAUUCAUCUGUUGGGCCAAGUACAAUCGAUCCAUGGAGCAAUUCGGACUUGUCAAGACAACAGGAAGAAGACUUGUUUUGGUAAUAGCACUGCCAUUCUAGAAUAAUGCGAAUUGAGUUUACGACGAUACCAAGAACCAUCAUGCAAAGAAACCCCUUUUAAUUUAAUGGAAUACUUCUAUUCUUUAUUUUUUACAAUUAAAGGUCAAUGUACCAUGAUGCCC
This is a messenger RNA of Pseudogymnoascus verrucosus, 1084 nucleotides long. RefSeq lists its product as uncharacterized. Gene Ontology annotation, biological process: regulation of DNA-templated transcription. Bases 70 to 945 code for a protein of 291 amino acids. The record is from RefSeq and is a predicted model, not a curated record. Gene Ontology annotation, molecular function: DNA-binding transcription factor activity, RNA polymerase II-specific; zinc ion binding. NCBI's taxonomy places the organism in Eukaryota, Fungi, Ascomycota, Leotiomycetes, Thelebolales, Thelebolaceae. The transcript is spliced from 4 exons.